AUGGACAAACUUUUACAUUGGUCAGUAGCCAAUUCUCAAGGCGACAAAGAAGCUGUAAAAAAAAUUGGCCAGCCAGACCCUAAACUACUGCAACAGCUGUUCGGCGGUGGCCCAGAUGAACCCGCUUUGAUGAAGCACGCUAUGGUUGUAAUUACAAACCCCGAGGCUGAACUAGAAGCUAAGUUGAUAGCUUUCGACAAUUUCGAAAUGCUCAUCGAAAACUUGGACAACGCCAAUAACAUUGAAAAUCUGAAACUUUGGGAACCAUUGAUUGGACUUUUGAAGUCUCCUGAGCCAGAGUUAAGGGCCUUUGCACUAUCUGUAGUCGGAACAGCGGUGCAAAACAAUCAAAAGUCGCAGGAGAACUUUUUAAGCUAUGAACACGGCUUGCCACAAGUCAUUGAGAUCGCGAACAACGCCGACGAGAAAGCCGACGUUAGAACGAAAGCAUUUUACGCGCUGUCAAACCUCGUUAGACAUAAUAAAGACUCCUAUGAAAGAUUGAACAAGCUGGGUGGUCUAAACAUAAUAGCCCCGGUAUUAAAGGAUCAAGACACUACUGAUAAACUUAAACUGCGAGCAUUGGCUUUGAUUACAGCUAUUAUGACAAGCACAGCUGUUGAUGAAACAUUCAUGAACACUAUAAGAAAAACUAAUAUCAUGGAAAGUACACUGAAAUUUUUGAACGCUAAGAGUAACAUAUACAUCAUUGACAGGGUAUUGAAUUUUCUAACGCAUUUAAUAAAUGCUGGUGAGAAAUUCAGCGAUCAAGAAAUUGCCGCGUUGAAAACGGGUUUUCAAGAUAUCGAGACUGUCAAGGAUCGCCUCAAUGAAGACGACUACGAAACCGUAAAGCAUGUACUAUAG
Molecule: messenger RNA, 867 nt
Organism: Lachancea nothofagi CBS 11611
Lineage: Eukaryota; Fungi; Ascomycota; Saccharomycetes; Saccharomycetales; Saccharomycetaceae
Source: the annotation of a GenBank genome assembly